Messenger RNA from Apis cerana (Asiatic honeybee), 3798 nucleotides. RefSeq names its product C-type lectin 37Db. The record is from RefSeq and is a predicted model, not a curated record. NCBI's taxonomy places the organism in Eukaryota, Metazoa, Arthropoda, Insecta, Hymenoptera, Apidae.
UCGUGGCGAGAGUGGUCGUCAGUGUCUCGGUAGACCUCCAUCUGGAACCUAGCUGCGUGCACAGGAAACGGCUGGCUCGCGUGUCGCUCGGUGUCACGUGUAACGGAAACGCGGCGUGCCCGAUGACGCCUGGAAUCUCAAAGCUGAAACAAGUGCUGCGGGGAGUCGACAAAUUUCAAGUGCCGCGAAACGAUCUUACGCUUUAUAUGCUGUGCAACCGCAACUAAAGUUAAGGACGAGACGAAGAACGAGGAGAGGAGAAGAGAAAGACAGCGAGGGAGAAACUGCUUUAACCAGUUCGAAAAAACGGUCGAAAUGAGAAGGUGCGGCUUCGUCCUGUGGUUGGUCCUCGCUUGCCUCACCAGCGACGCGUUGCAACAGUACAGGGAAAAGAACAUAAGCGGCGCCGAGACAGACGCGGUACACGCGAUCUUGGCCAGAUACCUUCAGAGGCGUCUUCAGGGGUCUCAGCUGUCGACGCCUCCGCCGCCGGCCGUUCUCUUCAGUAGCCAUAACCAGGCCAGAGUGAGACAAGGCCAGAGGACGACUGGCAAUGCAUUGCCGAGGAAUGUGAGCGAGAAAGAGAGGAGGGGAGGAAUGGAGGAUUACGAGGAUUACGAGGACGACCUUGAGGGCUUCGAGGACAGUGAGAGGAGCAGGACCAGAUUCGAUUUGUUCGCCGACGACUGUCCCAACUGCGUGGACGAGCACAGCACCAACCUCGCCGCCUCCAGAUGGACCAUGCCGCUGUUGAAGCUCGGCGAGAAGAGAUACUACCUGGGGAUCUUCUUCAAGGCCAAUUGGUACAGAGCGUCCCAAUAUUGCCGAUAUCACGGGAUGCACCUGGCGAGCAUAGCGUCGCAGGAGGAAAACGACAGACUGGAGAAACACAUCAAGGAUUUCGGUCUCGGACACGAGCACUUUUGGACCUCUGGCACGGACCAGGCCGAAGAAGGUACUUUCUUCUGGAUGGCCAAUGGCAGACCCAUCACUUUCGAGAAUUGGAACGUCGGCGAGCCGAAUAAUUUCAGAUACGAGAACGGCGAGGAAGAACACUGCCUCGAGCUGUGGAAUAGGGAUGGCAAGGGAUUGAAGUGGAACGACAGUCCGUGCAGUUUCGAGACCUUUUUCGUUUGCGAGGUGCAAUGAUCGAUCCAUCCAACUACGAGAUUGACACGAAUCUUCGAAGAUCAUCGAUCCACCCGAUUGGAUUCGCGAUACAACGUCGAUCUACUACCUUAUCGAGUCGUCCAGCCAGCUAGCUAUUGCCCGAUCGAUUCCUCUCCAUCGAGGCCAUCGAACGAAAUAGAACAAAACUGACUUGUUACGUGCGUGUAUCUCGCGCUCGAUGCACGUAGUCGUUGCACGCCAAGGAAUCGUAGUCAGAGUGACGAAACCUGUGUAAAGAUACUUUUGCGAAACUAUAAACUCGUAUUUUAAUCUUCGAGAACUUUUCGAGAAAGUACGGAGCAGUUCCAUUUUGUAUUUCAACAAUAUCGUAUCGUAGCAGAAUAUAAUAAGCAGAAAUAAUAAUGAAAAUGUCUUUUUACCGGAUAACAACUGAUUUAACGUUUAGCUUGUUAUCGUAUAUUUCUCCUAGAUGUACCAUUUGCUUUUUCAACUUAGAAAUCGUAGAAUAAGAACUUAUAAGUUUUAAUGUAACGUAAAUUAGUCAUUUGCCGUUGAUUUUUUGGAUAAUUUAGAUAGAUUUAGAUGGUAAAUAAAUUGGAGUUCGCGUGCGUAUUUAUUUUUCUAAAUAAAAAAGAUUAUAGAAUUGUAGAUGCAUCGUUCGACUCCAUCGUAGAACUCCAGUGAACGCAAAGAUCGUUGUUAAGUCAGUUAAGUCAGAAAAUCAGGGAAUUUUUCGAUUUUACCGAUCAAUGGAAUCACUCGUUAAAAUUUCAAGUUCCAUCGAUUGGCAAAAUUCUUAUCGUAUAAGCUACCAUUGUCCUCCUUCAUUAAAAGUUAAGAAAAUAUAAAAGAAUACUAAUUAACAAUUAGUAAACGAAAAAUAAACAAAUCGAUCAAUAAUCAAAAAUUGUUAUUGUUGAAUAUCAUGUAGCAAUCAAUUUAAUGUUUAUGAGCGAAAUACGUUUGGUCGAAAUUUUAUGAUUUUAACAACGCUAAAUCCGGAUGUUAUGAACGAAAUUACGUGUUUAUAUGUGGCAUCGUAUAGCGCUAUGCAAUAAAAUCCAAGUCAAAUAUUACUAUUUUUUAACUCUUCGAUUUUUCCAAUUAAUGACUCGUAAUGUUACAUCGUAUAUACAAUAUUAAGGAUAAAAUAGAAAAAUAGAAAAACUUUAAAUCUCUUUUUAAAUCUUUUAAAUCUUUAAUCUUGCUCUCAUGACGAAAAGUUUACAUUGUGUUUUUCGAUGUAAAAGAAAACUGUAACAAAAAUGUGUAAGACUUCUUUGAUGAUCGAUCGUUCUUCGAUUUAACGUUUCAAUGAGUGAAAAAAAUCUCGCGUUUUGUACGGAGACGUUGGUUCGAAUAUCAUGGCGACCAAGUAUCCAAACACGUCCAAAUACUAUGAACAAGUACCGCGACAAACCGCGUUUUUAGGAAAAAAAAAAAAUAGAAAAUCCGAUGAUAAAACGAGUAGAAAAAUACAAAAAAAAAAAAAAUGAAAAAACGAAUGAACGAAGCAAAAAAGGCAUGCAACUGUAAUGAAAGUUGUUCUCCCGGAACGUUGUAUUCCCGUAACGGAUCUUUCCGGUCGACGUGACCCAUGCUUCGUCGUUUCAACGUUCUUCCAUCCUUUCCUUUUCAAGUCGACAUCAGCCCAUCAACGUGCGAGUCCCCUCUAUAGGAUUGACAGAACCAAUUAGUGGUUCCGUCGAUUUUUCGUCGUUUCUGAGGGGAAGCAACAAUACCGUGGAGAGAGGUAGCGGACCGGUAAAAAGGGAAAAUAGUAACAAAAAAAAAAAAAAAUGUACGUAAAGUAACUGUAAAAGCGUGCGAUUGAAAAGGGACAAGAAAAUCGAUACAGAAUAAUGAAAAUAAAAUGAAAAGCGAGAUAAUGUUGUCUAAAUUUUCGUGUACAAAAUAGGCCUAACAUAUAAUAGGAUUUUGUGCUCCAUAUCCAAAAAUAUCCGAUUCCGAGUACUAAAAUACAGAAAUUAUAUUUAAUCCAAUCAUAAAAGUUGAUAAAAUGAAUAAAAUAAUCGUUUAAAAAUCUUUUGUACAUAUAUAUAAUAAUGGAUUGUAUUUAUAGAUUUCACAAUUGUUAAACAAACUUAUAUACGAGUUGAAUGAUUCGUGAAUUGAAAGUAUGCUCAUAUUUUUUUGUUGUGUAUUAAUGAUUUAAAGUUUUUAAGAUUAUUUAUCGAUAAAUUAUGCAAAAAAAAAAUAAUAUAUGUCGGAUAUAAGAGCGCGUAUACAUUUCGCAGAACAAAUAGUGAAAAUAGUGGAAAAAGAAAGAGGAAAUAGUGAAAAAAGAAUAAGAAAUUAACGCCAUCUCUGAAAUGUUAAGGAAAUCUUUUCAAAAGUUGAAUAACUAAGAAUAGCAGAUCACGUUUUGAAUUUCAAAGACAUAUUUCCAAAAGAAUUAAAAAUGAUAAGUAAAAGAAGUGAUAAAAAAUAAAAUUUUAAUUCAUGAAUAAUUCAAUUCAUACUUGAAUCCAUCUGUUAUUAAUAGUAUCAAUAGUAUUAUUUAUGAAUACAAUUCACUAAAUAUAUAUAAUGCAUAGCAAUAUUUAUAAAAGCAUGUAUCAAAGGAAUUAUUUUUAUAAUUUAUUGUUUAUUUUGUUUAUCAAUUUUUGUGAUUGAAAUAAAUAUAAUUUCAGUAUAUUUAAGCAA